AUGGAGCGAGGCCACGGCGACGGCGGAGCUGCAGCAGCUCACAGCAGCAGGAAGGGAGACUUUAGCAGCAGAGGCGCUCCUUCUGGCCCUUCUCCGGAGCUGAUCCGGCGGAAGCUGGAGCAGGUGAUGGGUGGGCGGGAGGUCUUCCGGCGCAGCGCCACGGCCUCUUUCCGGCAGUUCGACGUGAGCGCUUCUGGGCGUUUGGCCUUCUCGGACGUUUCGAAGUUGGUGAAGCGCCUUUGCGUGAAUUUGCAGCUUCCCCCAGUGGAUGAGUCGGCCCUGCGGAAGAUAUUCGACGCUUUCGAUUCUUUGGGUCGAGGCUAUUUGGAGCUCGAGGACUUCUGCCGUAUGUACUGGGAAAUACUGUGUCGCAUUCGAGAGAAGUACUACCCCGAGAAGACGAUGCGCGUCCGCCGUUCUCUCUUCGUCGGCAGACGCAACUUGGCGCACACCGGCAUUGCCAUCACAGACCUUUUCACCUUCGUCAAGAAGUUGGGCUCUGGCUCCUUCGGCGAUGUGCACCGAGUCAUUGAAAAGAGCAGCGGGCUGGAGCGCGUGAUAAAGACAAUAAACCGGGACCGGAGCCAAGUGCCUCUGGAGCAGAUCGAAGCGGAAAUCGAAGUUUUGAAGUCGCUGGACCAUCCCAACAUCAUUAAGAUCUUCGAGGUCUUCGAGGACUACCACAACGUCUACAUCGUCAUGGAGACCUGCGAGGGAGGGGAGCUGCUGCAGCGGCUGGUGGACGCGCAGAGCCGCGGCAGCGCCUUGACUGAAAAAGCUGUCAGCUUAAUUAUGCGGCAGCUGAUGAACGCCCUGGCCUACUUCCACUCCAAACACGUCGCCCACAAAGACUUGAAACCCGAAAAUAUUCUUUUUCAGGACAAGUCGCCAGACUCGCCAAUUAAAGUUAUUGACUUCGGCCUGGCGGAGCUGUUUGAAAAGACUGACGCGCACAGCAAAAACGCAGCUGGCACUGCACUCUACAUGGCGCCCGAAGUCUUCAUGCGGCACCUCUCGCUGAAGUGCGACGUCUGGUCUGCGGGAGUCGUGAUGUACUUCUUGCUGACGGGCUGUCUGCCAUUCAGCGGGACCAGCAUCGACGAAGUCAAGUACAAAGUCUGCAACUGCGAGCCGGACUACGCGCGGGAGUGCGCGCACCUGACGCACGAGGCCGUGUCGCUCAUAAAGUGGAUGCUCAUCAAACCCGAAAGCGAAAGACCAACGGCCACCCAAGUCCUCAGACACCCCUGGUUCAAACAGGCCGACCUCAAAGACAUCCACAUCUCCCCCAUCAUUUGCGAAAACAUGAAAAAAUACAUGCGACAGUCACAUCUCAAGAACGCACUUGUGAAUCUGAUGGUCCACCAGCUAAAUGUCACUGGACCUCAAAUUCGACAAAUCAACGAAAUAUUUCGCCAGCUCGACAAGGACGGCGAUGGAACAAUCUCCCACAGCGAACUCACCGAAGGUCUGGCCCAGGUGGGCCUUCCACAGUGGGACAUCAACAGAAUCAUUCAGUCCAUCGACGUUGACGACUCUGGGAAUGUUUCGUAUACAGAAUUUUUGGCCGCGUGUUACUCAUGGAAGGAGUCGGAGCUGAAUGUGAUAUGGACAGCAUUUCAGAAGAUGGACAAAGACGGCGACGGGAAAAUAUCGGUGCCCGAGUUCGAAGCUGUCCUGGGCGGCGAAGACUACCGGCUGGUGCCGAAGGAAACGAUCAAGUCGCUGGUGGCGCAAAUCGACAAGAACGGCGAUGGGCAGAUUGACUGGGACGAAUUUUUGCAAUACAUGAAACUCAACUGA
Eimeria tenella is the source of this 1803-nucleotide messenger RNA. RefSeq names its product CAM kinase, CDPK family, putative. The coding region runs from base 1 to 1803 and encodes 600 amino acids. Gene Ontology annotation, molecular function: calcium/calmodulin-dependent protein kinase activity; calcium-dependent protein serine/threonine kinase activity; calmodulin binding. The transcript is spliced from 18 exons. Gene Ontology annotation, biological process: protein autophosphorylation; intracellular signal transduction; peptidyl-serine phosphorylation. The record is from RefSeq and is a predicted model, not a curated record. Gene Ontology annotation, cellular component: cytoplasm; nucleus. Lineage: Eukaryota; Apicomplexa; Conoidasida; Eucoccidiorida; Eimeriidae.